Messenger RNA from Anopheles marshallii, 2496 nucleotides. It is a transcript of the gene BicC, whose product is annotated as protein bicaudal C. NCBI's taxonomy places the organism in Eukaryota, Metazoa, Arthropoda, Insecta, Diptera, Culicidae. The transcript is spliced from 6 exons. The coding region runs from base 4 to 2496 and encodes 830 amino acids. The record is from RefSeq and is a predicted model, not a curated record. Gene Ontology annotation, cellular component: cytoplasm. Gene Ontology annotation, molecular function: protein binding; RNA binding.
AUCAUGAAGGAAACCACCACCUAUGUUAGCUGGCCUUGCCGAUUGAAGAUUGGCGCGAAGACGAAAAAGGAUCCGCACAUUCGGAUCGUUGGCAAAAUGGCAGAUGUGCUGCGAGCUAAGGAUAAAGUUAUGUCCCGGCUUGAUUCCAGGGGCAGCCGCGUGAUCAUGAAGAUGGAUGUAUCGUAUACGGACCAUUCGUUUAUCAUUGGCCGCGGUGGCAACAACAUUAAGAGAAUUAUGGAAGAAACGACAACCCACAUCCACUUCCCGGAUUCGAACCGUUCGAAUCCGACCGAGAAGAGCAAUCAGGUGUCGAUGUGCGGCAGCAUCGAGGGUGUCGAACGGGCGAGAUCGUUGGUUCGAAACUCGACACCGCUGCUGAUCUCGUUCGAGUUGCCGAUACUGGCGCCAGGUAAAACGCCACCGGACAACGAUACACCGUACGUGAAGGAGGUCGAGGCGGAGUUUAGUGUACAGGUGAUCUUCUCUACUAGACCGAAACUUCAUUCUUCACUGGUGCUGGUGAAGGGUUCUGAGAAGGAGGAGUCUAUGGUGAAGGAAGCUACGCGGCGGUUGAUGGAUUUGAUGUGUGAAAAUAUGGCGAGUCAAAUACCAGUGCAGAUGCAACUAGAAAUCUCGACCCAGCAUCAUCCGAUCGUGCUCGGACGGGCAUCGAACAAUUUGCGGGAAAUUAUGAACCGAACCGGUACACAGAUAAUGUUCCCGGAUGCGAACGAUGUGAACAUCAAGCCAAUCAAGCGCUCCCAGGUGACCAUAACUGGUUCCAUCAAUGGGGUCUACCUCGCAAGGCAACAAUUAAUCGGCAGUUUACCGAUUGCACUCAUCUUCGACUAUCCGGAAAACACGGUCGAUUCGGACGAAAUUACCAAGCUCAUGUUAACACACGACGUGUUCAUAUCCGUGCGCCAGAAGUCUCGCCAAAGUACGCUUUGCAUCGUUAUCAAAGGUAUCGAAAAGUUUAUCGCAAACAUCUACGAAGCGCGUCAUCAGCUGCUGAAGAGUACGGGAGCACGCGUGGUGGCCGAGAUACCACGCACAUACUUCGGGCCCAACGAGCACCCGCAGCAAACGACACAAAACAUAUCGGCUUUACUGGCGGGACCGAUUGCACCACCGUUUUCACCGCUGUCUCCCAUCAGUGCGUUAUCCUUCGUCGGAUGGCCUUCCCCGUCAUCGGCGGCUGCUGCUGCUGCGUUGCCUACGGCGGACUACGCAUUCAACCAUAUGCGCGGACAGUUCCAAAACAUCCAUGUACACGGUCCGACGAAACUACCGACCUCCCAUCACCAACUUUUACCGCUCUCACUUCCUCCGGGGCUGGAUCGAACCAUUGGCUCUAGUGGGAAGCUGUCCCAUCUCGGGAGCCCACAUCUGCUGUCGGUUCCACCGGGUCAUGGCGCCGGUGGUGGAGGAUCGUUCCUUCAGAGUCCACAGCAUCACCAACAGCCAGUUCAUCAUCAUCAUCAGCAUUCGAGUCAUUCGCACCAUCAACGCAACCAGCAGCAACCGGUACACUCUAAUGGGAACUGUUCGACUUCCACUAGCCUGACGGUCAGUCAGAACAGUAGCCAUAAUGACAUCCAUUCGAGCGGUUACCAGAGCUUGAACUGCUCCAGUAACUCGCUGGAUCAGCAGUACCAGAGCAACUCGUCGACGGGUGGCUCAAUGUCACAGGUGUCCUCGAAUUCGUUGCUAAACAGCUCGCCCGAUCACCAGAGCCCGAGCGUCUCCGGAACGAGCGGAAUGAACCGUUGCCGUCUGUCCGUUUGCACACCUGAAAGUCCCCACUAUCAGUCGGACUUGGAGCAACGAACGCCUUUAGCGUUUGAACAGAAGAGCUCCCUAAACGACGCGUUCCUGUUUAAUCUUGACCCACGAGUUGUGGCCGGUUACAAGGCGAUGCAUAUGUCGCCGCAGCAGGGCGAGAUUCGUACACCGACACUGUCCUGGCAGGGUCUAGGAUUAAGUCAGUCGUCUCCGGCACCGCUCGAGGCGUGCGAUCUCAGCUGGGCCAACAGUAGCAACUCGAGCAGUGCGGGUGGUGGUAGUGGCGGUUGUGCAAACACCAGUACGAGCAGUUCCAGCAGUGGGGCUACCGAUUCGCGCCACAACAUGACGACCACCAUGAUCGAGGUGACUCCGCGACAUCAGCGCGAACAAAUGUCCCAGUACAACGACGUCACGACCAUUCUGACCGGUUUGGGGCUGGAGCAUUACAUCAAGAACUUUAUCAACGGUGAAAUCGAUAUGACCGUCUUCCAGACGCUCACCGAUCAGGAUCUGCUCAAUCUAGACAUUAAACCACUCGGCGCGAGGCGUCGAAUACUGAUGGCUAUACAUGAUUUGAGCGCUCGGCAGGGUAGCGCAUUUUUUGGAUCUUCCGCACUAUCACCGUCGGCUUUACCGUCGGCACUGUCGCGUUUCUCCGGUUCAGCAGCUCCCGGCGCAGAGCGACGUAGUUCCAGUGGACAGUAA